Molecule: messenger RNA, 732 nt
Organism: Akanthomyces muscarius
Lineage: Eukaryota; Fungi; Ascomycota; Sordariomycetes; Hypocreales; Cordycipitaceae
Exons: 2
Coding region: 1-732 (243 amino acids)
Source: RefSeq, a predicted model, not a curated record
AUGGUGGAAACAAGCCCGACGCCAACUAGCCCCUGGCCUGGCCUGAUCACCCAGUUUGCACCGCCCGCGUCAUGCUCCUCCAUCUUUGAGCUGUUGAGCACCGAGACAAGUGUAGGUACCGCCAACGGCGUCACCUCCACAUGGACCUCAUCCAUCUUGACGUCGGACGAGGCCAACAACGCAUUCUCUAAAUGUCAGCCGUCCGGGUGGGAGCAAAGACAUUUCCAGUUCAGUCCAGGUGUGUGCCCCAGCGACUGGGGGUACUGGGGUUUGACUGCGACGAGCAGUGGUUCUGUAGCCGUGUCCCAGGCUCUAUGUUGCGCAAGAAGUUAUACUUUAUACCAUGAGUCGGAGGGGAAUGACUGCAUCAGCUCCACAUACAAUGGCCAGACCUCAACCAUCCUCAGGCACAGUCCCUGGCUCGUCCACUGGCAGACUUCAGACACGUCGUCCUUCGACUUCUCAAUCCCCGCGUUGACUUCGUCUCGCUCCGUCGCUCAGUGGACACCCGGGCAGUCGCUCUCACCCACCGCAGGCUACGACGACAAUAAGACAGGCUCCGGAGACAGCUAUGGUGGGCUUCGGGGCGGUGUUCUCGCUGCUGUGAUCGCUGUUCCAGUCAUCGUAUUUCUUCUUGCAGUGGGCGGAUGCGUUGCAUGCUUUGUUGUUCGCAAGAAGAGGCGCCGCCACGCACAGGAAAUAAGAACAGCACAAGAUGCUCGGCAGCAGUAG